UUUUCCCUGCCCGCGGCCGCCGCUCGCUUUAAUAUCGCUGUUAAGCAUCAAAAGGUUGCAUAAUCAUCAAAAGGGAGGAGCCAGUCCACAUUGAGGCUUCUGGAGAUCAGCGAGAGGGGGAAAAGCGUUGUACAAAGCUCUCGGAGAGUUAGUGGGUGUUUGGCUGCUUUGUACGGCAGGAAUUAUGCCUGGGAAAUUCGUUCGAAGCUUAGGAAAAGGGAGUCCUGCUCCAGGGCCUGUGCCGGAGGGGGUGAUUCGCCUCUACAGCAUGCACUUCUGCCCCUUUGCACAGAGAACACGUCUUGUCCUGAUAGCCAAAGGGAUCAAUCAUGAAAUUGUUAACAUCAACUUGAAAAAUAAGCCAGAGUGGUUUUUUGAGAAAAACCCAUUUGGAUUGAUACCUGUGCUGGAGACGAGCAAGGGUCAGCUGAUCUAUGACUCCCCAAUCACUUGUGAGUAUUUGGAUGAAGCUUACCCAGGGAAGAAGCUGUAUCCUACAGACCCUUAUGAAAAAGCUUAUCAGAAGAUGCUCUUGGAACAUUUCUCUAAGCCAAGGGCUCUGAGCCAGAAGUAUAUUAUGCCUAACCUGAGUGAAGAGGAGAAGGCCUCCGUGAAAAAUGAGUUCUGUGAAGAGCUUUUCAAACUUGAAGAGAUUCUGGCAAAGCAGAAGACCAAGUUUUUUGGCGGGAACUCUGUUUCCAUGAUUGACUAUUUGAUGUGGCCAUGGUUUGAACGGAUGGAGCUUUUUCAGCUAAAUGACUUUCCGGAUCGCACUCCAGCACUAAAACGCUGGGUUGAAAUCAUGAAGCUGGAUCCAGCAGUUCAGGCUACAAUGAUAGACCCUCAGACCUUCAAAGGCUUCCUUGAGCUGUACCUGAAGAAUAGCCAUGAGGCCUGUGACUACGGCCUCUGAGAGCUAGUGCAAACCUUUCCAAUGGGUGGCAAAGUGUACAGGCGGAGGCACUGUUCCAGUUUGCACAUUUGGUACCCGAGCUGCAUUAUUGCUGUUUUAGCAUGGUUUAGUGUUUUUGUGGGCAAUGAAUUAUGCUGCUGUGCUGAAAUGAGAGACCACCUGCAAAAGGACCACCUGCUCUCAAAAGUAAGAAGCAUAAAACUGGGGCAGGAAAAAAGGGUUUUAGGGUUUGCCAGUGAAAUUUGCCAAACCGUGUAAGUUACAAUGUUUCUCUUCCAUCUCAUCAACAUAGGUUAAAGUCUGUUGGCUCAGUUGCUGUUUUGAAACUGGAAUAAAUACACUCAAAACAGA
Varanus komodoensis (Komodo dragon) is the source of this 1264-nucleotide messenger RNA. Its product is annotated as glutathione S-transferase omega-1-like. The coding region runs from base 185 to 913 and encodes 242 amino acids. Gene Ontology annotation, cellular component: cytoplasm. Gene Ontology annotation, biological process: glutathione metabolic process. The transcript is spliced from 6 exons. Gene Ontology annotation, molecular function: glutathione dehydrogenase (ascorbate) activity; glutathione transferase activity. Lineage: Eukaryota; Metazoa; Chordata; Lepidosauria; Squamata; Varanidae. The record is from RefSeq and is a predicted model, not a curated record.